AUGCCAAGAAAGAUGGAUGCCGAUUCUGACUCGGAGGCUCCCGAUGAGCUCACGGCCGAGCAGGUCCGUCCGUUGUCUCACCUUCCUCUUCCUCGUUAUUGACAAUCUUUGCGCUGCAUCUCAUGUAAGGAGGAACUGAUGCUAGUCGUCAUUUUUUCCCCCCAAGUAAUAGAAGUAGAGUGUGAUUCAUUCUCUGGGGUGUUCUUUGUACUCGAGUCGCAUUUUUUAUGUAUUUGUUGUCCGUUCUGUAAAUGUGUCGGGGAGGCUAGCCAUGGGGGUUUGAUGGUUUUUUGUUUUAUUUAUUUGUGAUUCACAGGCCAUCAAACAGGAUCAUGAAAUUAGGAAACUACAGAUAGAAAGUAAAACAAGGUAUUUUUCUAAUUUCUGGUGUAUGCUCAUCUAUAUUUCUGUCUAGUAUCUACUUUUAUAUCUUUAGCUUCUGAAAAUGGUGUUCUAGAUAUUAUGAGGAAUACAGUGAAGGAGGAUUUAUUUCCAUUAUUGUAUCUGAUCUGUGGUUGCGUAAUAUGGCAUUACUGUUCUGAUUGAUGUUGAACACCUUGGCUUUUGGUCGACGCGUUUCAUAGAGGGUCUGUAUGAUUUCGACUAUAAGAAAUUUGGUCAUUUUCUAUCGCAGUUUCACUGGACUUACCCCACAUUAUGUCGGGGAUAAUACAUCCCAUUAUUUAGCUGGGGAUGUCGGUGCAGAGAGAAGCAGCUUACUUGUAAGCUGCGAAAUUCGCUCUAAACUCCAGUGAAAUGUGCCGAGUAUUUCCGUCCGCUCGUUCGUUGAAAAGGAAGUAACAUGGGAUCAUUCGUUAGUUGAAAAGGAGUCACAGUUAGGUAAAAUCCGUACUUGCCUUACUUGCAGAUUGAACCUAAGACAUGGGAUGGUCAGAACACCGUAUCAAAGUGGAUAUAUAUUUAUCUCUUACUGCAGUCUCCUUGAUAUCUAACAGAGUAUCAGAGGAAGCUUAAUCAACCUGCUGACUAUGUGUCGCUUCUAAUCACCUAAAUAAUAACUGAGUCAAAUUUUAUGUUACAGAUGAGGUUGCGAAGGCCACUAACGCAACAAAGAUGGACUGCUUUUGAGGCAGCACUUAGGACUUGCCUCGAUUACUGUCUUCACUGAUAUCCUGUUGAAGAAAGAUUGACUCACAUCCUUCGCAGGAAAAAACAUAAUUCCAUGAUAAAGAAACUGGAAAAAUUUUAUAAAAAAUUGACGUUUUAGAUGACCAGAUAAUGGGAUUUUUUUAUUUAUUAACGCAGAAUGAAUUCUCGACAUCAGGCCAAAUAGUGUCUCAAUGUUAUGUCUGUUGGUUGAUGGUGGAUUUGUCAUCUGGUUUUAUUUUCUGUAGGUUCUUUUGUCUGUUGUCAUUCUUUUUUCCUAGCUCCUUUUUGGAGCAUCCAGAGCGAAUGUUCAGUUCUCAUUUUUCUUUCAAUUUUUUCCUCUUUUAAUGAAAAAUCAGCCUUGAACAGUAAGAAAUUAGAAAUAAAUUGAAAAGUAAUGGAUUAGUGAAGGUGGUUGCAUGACAUGUGAAAGUGGCAUUAUGAUGAAAAAUCUUCAUAUUGUGAAGGCACGCUCAGAAUCAACCAACGUUAUGGGUUGGUCUUUUCAAAAGGCUGAUUGGUAGGCAGUGGAAGAGAGGAGCCGCAAGUUCAUCGGAUGCCCUGCUGCUUUGGACAAAUACAAUGCUUGCAAAAGCGCAGUUUGUUAAAACCAGCGAUUCACUAAUGCAAAAGGCAUUAUUAUGACAUUUAGCCAGAGAUGAGGGUUGGUGUUCCACCAGUCACUUAUGAGAUAAAUGUCGAAGUAUAGUUGAAGAUAGUUGUAAAUUAAGAAAAUAUUGAUUAAAUAGUUUAAAAUUAAUUCUGUGCAGUUGCGUGUUAUAAAUAAAAUAUCUCAUGUUAUUUUUGGAAUUAUGUAUGCAUAUUUAUUUUUUAUUUUAAAUUAUAUUACACUUCUCUGUUAUUAUAUAUGCGAUCAAUGUGAGCAGGCAGUGGGGUGUGGUCUUCGUUACCUUAUAAAUCUCCACGUGAAGUUUACACUGCAAAAUUGUUCAUGAUGUUGGAAAUUAGCCAAUUCGAAUCGAGAUCUGUUACCUUGGAUCAGACAUUGUAGCAUUCAAUUAACUUUCAGUGCGAGAACUCCAAUCCUUCCCCUAGCACACACACACACAAGCUCCUUGUUUCAAUUCUCCAAGUCAGGUUGAGCCUCUCAGAAGGUUUCUUUCUCUUUUUAGAAUCAAAGGUAGAACCAUGGAAGUAUUGGGCUGCCUCAUUAAAUGAGAGGGUUGUAGCGUGAAAAGCAGUUGGAACUAGGUCCUGAAAAAUUGUGUAUUCCACUUUGUAUUGGCUGUUUGUUGUGGAAUCAACAGAAAUCAAUCUGGUUUCAAAGAGUGAAUAUACAUCCUUCCUGAAAGGAAAAAAGACACAAGAAAUCCGCAUUAAAUAUCAGAUCCCACCUAGAUUGAUGGCAAAUACAAAUUCAGAAAAAAAAUGCAUUUUUUUAGCUUCGCAAAGUUUUUUAUCCAGUUAUUUCUUCUUUUAUAAUGUUUUUUAAUGAAAAAUUCAGAUCCCCAUUGGAUUAAAAAUUUAUUUGAAAAGUAUGAGGAGCUAUCAUAACCUAUUUAUGAGAGAAAAUUUUCAUGGGUUGGUGUAUUAUUGUAGAUGUUAGUAACCCAUAUAAUAUAAAUAGAGUAUACGUGAGAUGGGUUUCUUUUGCCUUAGGGGUUCUAUAAUCGCAUCAUACAAGUGCUGAAUGGACAUAUAUGAAAAUUCGGUUGAGACUAUCCAGGACAAGAGGGAAUUAUCAUUGCACAUUAUGUUUCGGCCUAUAUUGUUCAUAUAGAAGAUCUUAAACAUGCUUAUUAUAUUCCACGCCGAAUUUCAUCUCUUUUGUGACUACGUCCAUGCUUGGGUUCCACUAGCUUGUUAUAGGCAUUGUCCUUGUUCUUGAAUGAUAUAAAUUACUGCUUGCGCCAUGAUCAAUUGGCAUAAAUACACGAUUAAAUUCUAAUGAUCAAAUUCUGUAGUUUCCUUCUAUUGAAGGUCAUUGAUGCGACUUAGAUACAGAGGUGAUGAAAGUAGUCGUAUCGGUUUUCUUUCUCAUUACCAUGUAUGACAUCAUGCUUGAUUCUGUCUUAAAAGAUUGCUGAGUUGAUACUGUUUAUUGCACCUUUUGAUUUUAGCUAGCAUUUCUGUUGAGUUGGCAUUCGAUAUUGAAUGUCCUGUCAAAGUGUUCACUUCGCAUUGGUGAGCGCCUCUAAUCGGGUUUUUUUUUUUUUUUUCAUUUUAGGAUUUCACGAGAGAAUAAAGAACGCAGGAGGAAGUGGGCACAGAGGAAGACACAGCGGUCAAGUAGUGCCCAGGAUGUCGAAGAAACUGAAGGACUUGAUGAAACGGAAGAUUCAGCCGGGAUGCUCCCAAGCAACAUUGUUGAGCACCUUGUCACGCGUGAGAAGUGAGUUCGUUUUGUUUCAUAUUUCCCUUGAAUUCAAGAUGUGCAUAGUGUCUGUUAAUGCAUCCUUUUAUGUUAGGGUUAGAUUUGUAGUCCUUUGCACCGUACUCGGAGUAAACUCUUUUUAUGUUCGAGAGUUCCGUGGUAUUUUGAAAUAUACCUCAUGUCUGAUAAUGCAUAUUAAUAUUCUGGCCUACAUAAUUGAUGCAGACGUCUGUAAAAAGAGACACCUCUUUCAAGUAAUGCCUAAGUCAAAUUUUAUCUUUGAUGAUAUGAGUGGCCAUACAAUCUGGCAUAUGAAUUGAACUAGGCAGUAACCUCCCGGGAAGAACAAGAAAUGAAAACGGGGAAUAGAGCCAUGAAUGAGAUUCCUACGUGAGUUUAAAGAUCAAAAAGUUGAGUUUGGUAGUUGACAUUCACUUCCAGUCUUUGUGCAAAAUGUUAAUUGGAGUCACUCGUAGGCAGAGCGUUUUGUAUUUUAAUUUUUUAUGGUAUUUCUAGCUGACUAACAUGUUGUGUUAAACAUUCAGUUCUAGCGAAGAGGGAGAAAAAAACUAUUAAUCUCUUCAUUGUUACUAAUGGAGAGGAAAAUUUGUUAGCACACCUCAAAAACACAACAGUCGUGUAAGGUAUGCCUCAAGUAGCAAACCGCUUGCCUGAAAAUCUCUGUAUUCGAGUUUUUAUCCGAGCAUAGCUUCAAGGAAUACCCCUCUUCUUCAAUAAGAGGCGUUGACAUUUAACCACAUCAGAUUGCUAGCAGGAAAAAGCUGGACAUUAGGAUUUUCAAGUACAGCAUUUUGCCAAAAAUAAAGCGUUCUGUAGAAGGACUUGGAAAUUAAAAACAAUCAAGGAAUAGAAUUACAUAGUCUCUGCAAUGUUCAAGGAAGAAGAUAUGGGAUAAGAUAACAGGGAAAGAGUACUUUCAAUAGUAUCACUUCAACAGAUAUGAAUAUGUGAGGAUACAUACAGGCCCUACUCCUCUUAAAACUCUUUCAUUGUUCUCGUGAUGUGUAUAUGAAUGUAGAGCAAGCAGUAAUGGCCGUUAUAGUCCAAAUCGAAGGUUCUCUUACUAUUGGUACAGAGGAUUCCUACAUGGCUCCGCAAUGAACGCCAACUAGGAAAGAGAAAUGGGAGUGGUAUGAAAUUUCGGCAGGCACAUUGUUGAAAUAAUGAAAAGAGGGUAGGUAGGGGAAUCCGAUCCCUUGCUGCUGAAGCCACUAGCCGCCAUAAAUUGGUGACCAUGCUGGUGAAUCCCCCUUCUUAUUUAUUUGCCCUUUUUAUGCUUUUUCCAUUACUUUCUCGUUCAAUGAAGAAGGUGAUGAUCUUGAGUGCCAGCUUCGUUUGCUAUGUUGUGGUGACUGCUGUUAUGAACAAAAAUUCAAAAUUUAUGCUACACUUCAUAUUACAAGGGAUGAUAGAUCACUUUUUCUCGAGAAAUCUCAAUGUGGAAACAUUGGAUAACAAUGUUUGAACCAAGGCACUACCUAGCCUUCUAAUCUGGUUUCAAGAAAACAGCCGGGUUGGUUCUUCUGUUACUUUGGUUGACCCGACUUCACUGAAGAGGUGGUGGCACGCCCAAAAUCAGACGCGAGACGCUUCCAAUAUGAUUCAAAUUUUGAAAGAUGAACUUGUUGGACAUGUGAUAGAUGCCCGUUUAUUAGCAUUUGGAAAUGGGUCUUUGGUUAUGUGGUUGGAUAUAUAUUCUGUGGCUAUGAUCCCUAGGUCAAGAUGUCCUUCCUCCUUUACAUUUUGCUUGGGAAUCAUGUCAGUCUACGACUGCCCUAACCUUUUCUGAGUCUUGGGUUUUCUGAACCCCGCCCUUUUAAAGCAAUAUAUACGAGAUCUUUUUGACAGAAGCUUGUAUUUGAUUUAGGUAGUUUUUCUAGUUGAUUCCCUUUGGUUAUCAACCCACUCAUUGUGAUGGCAGCACCGCAAUUUUAUUUGAACAGCAGGAAACCCCUGUGAAAGACUGCCAGAUGUUUCUCUUUCUUUUUGAUUUAUUUAUCUUUCUCGAGUUCGGUUUCGUGCUCGAGCUGCUUCCUGAUGGAUGAUAUCUCCAACCCCCAUUCUGCAAUCCGUGCAGGCAGCUUUUCUCAUCAGAUACCGAGGGAGAAACCAUCGUAGACGAACCCGUUUCAAGAAAAAAGAAGCACAAACAUUUUGGGUGCGACGCUGCCUCUUCUUCAAUCCCCAGUUACCGAUUGAGGAUCAGCAAAACCCUAAUUUUCGGUCUAAUUUCAUGGUGUCUCCUGUUCACCAGGGUACGACCUGUGAUUCUGAAGAAUGUGCGGCCUUCCCACUGCUUAAAGGACUCCAUGGAGUUUUUGAAGAAGAGAAGAUCACAGGUUCCUCGCUCUUGGGCUACUCUGAAGGACUCACAUCUGACGCUCCCUUCUAUUUCAUCACCAGGUGGCCUGCUCAGUUAGAAUUGAGACUAGUGAUUGUUGGGUAAUCAUCCCUUCCUGUUCCUGGGGUUUAAGCGAUUAUGAAUCUCUGGUGACGAGUUUUUUUUUUUUUUUUUUCCCCGGUAUGCCUUUGAAUUGGGCUAUGUCUUUUUUUCAUAAUUUUCCAGCUGUUUAUUGGAUUUAUCUUUACCUUUUGGGGUUCUUUUGAUUUCAUCACCAGGUAGCUUGCUCAGUUAGAAUUGAGACUAGUUAUUGUUGGGUGAUCAUCCCUCCCUGUUCCUGGGGUUUAAGCGAUUAUGAAUCUCUGGUGACCAGUUUUUUUUUUGUUUUAGUUUUUUUUUUCCGACAUGCCUUUGAAUUGGGCUAUGGUUUUUUUUUUUUUUCACAUUUUUCCGGCUGUUCAUCAUCACGUGGCUUACUCAGUCAGAUAGAAUUGAGACUAGUGACUUUUAGAUAAUUAUCUCUCCCUGAUCCUGUCAUUUAAGCAGUUCUGAAUCUCUGGUGACAUUUUUUUUUUCCUCGUGCUUUUUGAAUUGGGUUAUGCUUCUUUUUUUUCUCAACAAUUUCCCAACUACUUAUUGGAUUUAUUUUUUAUUUUUUUUGGGGGGGUAAUCUGCGGUAAUGAUUCAGAUUCUGAGAUGGAGUUGCGGCUGUUGUUCAUGUUGGUCAUAA
Spirodela intermedia is the source of this 6534-nucleotide messenger RNA. NCBI's taxonomy places the organism in Eukaryota, Viridiplantae, Streptophyta, Magnoliopsida, Alismatales, Araceae. The record is from the annotation of a GenBank genome assembly.